CCGGAGACGACGACGACGACUCCUGCCCGGACGGUCAUCAAACGCCGAGCUGCAGAAAAGAAACCGCGCUGCCGACGCCGCCGCCGCCGCCGCUUCCUGUCAAUGCUCCUGUGCGCGACGACGAGACCGCGUAUACCCGUACCUGCCGCAGUAGCCGCGCGUCUCUCUGCAGCUAUUGCCGCCGGUCCGUCCGGGAACACGACGGGUCAUUGAUUUCGCUCGGUCCUGUUCGCCGCAGUCGUUGCGCCGCCACCGACGCCGACGUCUCUGUAAACACUUCGGCCGAAUAUCGUAUUAUUAUUAUUAUUAUUAUUAUUAUUUUUAUUUGUUUAUUUUUUUUUUUCCACUAUAAUAAAUAUAGCCCGUUAUUAAUUUUCCCGUCGAUAUUUUUUGACCAUAAUUAUAACACUAUAUUAUAAUAUACCACUGUUACAUACAAAUAUAUUUAUAUAAUAUAUCGUAAAAAAAUAAUAUAAUAAUAUAUGGUAGAUCGCUAUCGGUAAAUAAUAAUAGAAAAAAAAUAGUUUCGUACAAUCGGAAAAUUUUGGAAAAUUUCGUCUAUCGGCCGAUAACUCGCGUUCAACGGUUCGUCGUCUGCCACACGGGUAAGUCGUACGUUAACGUUAUACACACCUGUAUCCCUCCACAGUAAAUUAUUAAGUAUUCACCGGGGGGAAAUAUUAUAUUUCGUUUUUAUAUCGAAAUAUUCAUUUCGCGGGGUUUUCGCGGAAUACGAAUUCGAUCGCCAAAAAAUGAUAAAAAUAAUGUUUCGACGUUUACAAGAACGGAAAAAUAAAUCCGUUUCGUUUUCAUAAAGUUAAUUAUUGUCCUAAAGAUUGCGCAGGUUGCGUAGUCAGUCGUCUCGAAUUAACGUUUGACGAUAAAGCGGUUCAAUUUUUAUAAAAAAAAAAACACAGGUGCACGCGUCUCGAAAUGGUAUAUAAAUUUGUACGCUCGCCGGACUAUACACUUCCUGUACUUUCGUGCCAGUGUUCACUGAAAAAAAAAAUUUACGUUUUAAAAGGUGUCGCAAAUUUCGCGAAUUUUCAACUUGAUUUCCCGCGGCAUAUAACUUGCGAUAACAAACUCGUUUUUUUUUUUUUAUAAUUUAUAGGCGGUUACCUGUUAUAACAUUAUACACGUUUUUACGCGCUUGACAUUUUGUUUAUAACGAUAAUAUCAUUGCAGUCCGUUACACGUAUUUGAACCGGAGGAGAAGAAGAAGAAACGGAACCGCGCUGUUUUUUUUCCUGUGUGCACCAAUGACCGUCAUUCCGAGACGAACUGCGUCAUGCGGUUGAGGAGACAUCAACGACAGUUCAACGAGAAAACGAAUAUUGUUUUGCCGAUUUGCACCGCCGGUGUCGCAUAACACUACUCGAAUUAACCGCAGGCGAAAAACAAGAAAUAAAAGAAGAAUAUUGUCGUCUCGUAUACCCGAAAUCAUAUAAUACUCUUAUCGGCAUUACAAUAACAAUAUUCGUCGCGAGAUUAACGGGACACAUCGAAUCCUACAGGUGAAUAUUAUUUAUUAAUUAUUAUUAUUAUUAUUAUUUUUUUUUUACGAUAAUUUAUUAACUUUUCAAACGUCUUAUUACCUAUCGAGUAACACGACAACACGCAUAUAUUAUAUUUAAUAUCAUUAUACCUAAUCGAAAAAUAGUCUAUUAUUUUAUCCGAAAUCGCGAUCUACGUAUAUAGACGACCCCGUAUUGGUGUACAAUAAUAUUUCACGUUGAGUUUUUACGUAAACUGUAUUCAUAGUAACGAUUUGCGCGAAUGUAUUAUUUUUAAGUCGUAUACCUACGUACAGUGGCGUGAUUUCGUCCGAUGCAGUUUGCCUGGUGCGAUUGCGCCAGCCCUUAAGGCGAUGAUUUAGAGUUUGUUUGACGUAUAUUUGAAAACUUGAAAUUGCAAUAACGGGUUAUGUGCCAAUUGAUUUCUGCCAGUUAAUUUUGAAUUAUUUUCGUUAUAAUCUCACCAGCGGUUCCGGCGCAUAGUUCUCACGUCAUUUUGUUGGGCCUUGCAUUCACUACUAUUAUGGGUCAUGAGGUUAUUGGCAAGGUUUAUUGCUCAGUUUUUCAGGUCUAAAUCAAUUUUUUUUUGACCCUUGGCACGUCAUUGAUUUCAAGUUUUCAUUUAUUAGUUUUUUCUUUUUUCAUGAUCUCGCCAGGGACUGAUGUUUUGUCACCACGUCGCUUUUUUCAAUAAAAUAAAAAUAAAAAAUUAAUAAAUCCCAAGAUUUUAAAGUAUAUUCGCGUUCAUAUAUGAUAUUAUAUUAUUAUUGAAAUGUAUCGAGAAACGCGUAUUUUAUACAUAUAAAUAUGUAUCGUAAUUCUUUCGACAGGCGUAAUACCAUGAAAUUUUAUUUUAUAGACGGUCACUUUUAUUGACCUCAGUUGCCAUAGGUAAUAUAAUUGUACGCAGGAGAAUGACCCAUUCAUUGUGGUUCUUCCUAUUUUUUUUUUUCUAAACGAAAUUCUUUUAGCAAAAAAAAAAAAAAAUACAAGUGGAUACUACAAAAACGUCACAAAAGCGUCAUAUUAUAUUUGCUCGGAUUUUCGUUUUAAUUUAUACCUGUAUAUUAUUAUUAAUAAACAACUUAGUUGUAAGGCAUCAACGAUCCUAACACCGCCGGGACGAAAUCUCGUUGAUGUUAUAAUAUUGUAUCAUUUGUUGUGAUGAGCGGACAAGGAAUGAUGGUUUUUUUUUUUUGUAAAACUUUUCUACCAGAAAUUUUGCUUCUAUUAUAAAGUAUAGCAUUUUUUCUGAAAGGAAAUUUGAUCUUAGGAAGAUAAUUUUUUUGAUUUUCGCAUGGGUUUUCAUAUUAAAUGGAAAAAACCCGGGAAAACACAUGAAAAACGGGAAAAUUUACGAAAUAUAUAAAAUUCGAAUCAUAAAUAUUACGGCAUUUCAAAACAUGUACAGCUGAACAUGCUCUCAGAAUCGUUUUUAAAGCAAUGAUUAAUCGUUGCGUACAGAUAUACAUACAAUUUCCCCUAUACCUUCCUAACUUCUUACAGUGACCCGCCUAUCUGUCUUUCUGUAGAACAAGUUAUGUAGUAAAAAUUUGUUAAUGUAAAACAAACCGGAAAAUGCUUUUAAAAUUGGCUUUAGAGAUGAAACACUGGCAAUACAAUUUUUUAAAUGACAGCAUUCCGAAGAAAACUAAGCUAACAGUUUUUAAAAUAAUAAUAAUUACAAAAGUAAUCAUUUUUUUUUUCAAAAGGCCUUUUCGUUUUUACCCGUUUUUUCGAAAUCACACGACAAAUGCAGCCGUGAUAACUUGAGUAAUAAUAUAAUAAAAUACCAUAUAUAAUAAAAUUACAGAUACCUGUAAAUUAUAAUGGCUCUGUAACAUGUAAAUGUGUUGCACAAAAACAUUUUGUAAUGAGUCUGUAAAUUAAAAUAUAAUGAUAACACUGGUUACCGGAUAAAAUAAACCAUUUUUAUUUGUUAACCCUGAACUACGGCUGUCUUACUCGAGUAGGUAACAGAGAUCUGAAUAACGAUAAGUAAUAAAACUGUGGCAUUUUCCUCCAACCAAAACAAAAAUAAAAAAUGAAUUUUAUUAUUUUGUUAUUAGCCAUUAGGUUAGUAUCUGAGUCGUUUGAAAUCUACCCCAUCAAACUCAAUCAGUGGAUUCGACCUAUUCCGGAUAUACUCGUAUUUUGGUCUCAUCACCUCACUUAUAAAUUCAUCAUCACUUAAUGAUGAUCAGGAUAACAAAUCCAUAAUUUAAGUUAAGUUAUUCAAAUUAAGGUAUAGGUAUAUAAAUUCAGAAACAAAAAAUCGAUCAGAAAUUUCGGCCAUAAAAACAUUGAUAAAAUUGUAAUAUCGAUCUAUAAAUCGUUCAGCAAAGAAUUACAGAUACGAAUUUGGUUCUGUAAAUUAUAGUCAGUUGCAGGUCUGUAAAUAGUUAACAGGUUUGUAAAUAAUACAAAACGUUCGAGCAACACCCGAUCUGGUUUACAGAUCUGUAAGUGCGCUAAUGGUUCUGUAUGUCCUUACAGAACGUUUGUGCAACUCAGUCUUACGAACUAUUAUAUAUUUUUCGUUAUGAGCAGAAUGAUAAUCAAGUUAUCGCAUUAGAAUAAUUAGGAGAAUGUCUCAGAAUGCUUUUGCCAUAUGAUAUAAUAACAGACUUUUUUUUUUCUUACGAUUUUCAAUGUUUAUCGAAAGGACUAUAAAGAUAGUUGCCUAAAUGAAUAGUAAUUAUUAUUUAAUAGGUAUUUAUCUACUACCGCAGGUAUCGAUGUAUAUUAGUAUCCUACAUAAUAAUUACAGUAUAUAUAGAAUAUUAAACUAAUAGAGCAGAAACAAACGAUGGUGAUUAGUGUCAACGGUAUAUAAAUAGCAUUAAAACAAAAAAAUAAAAAAAUUAGUGUCAACGAAUUAUAAUAAUAUUAUAAUGUUCAGUUGAUUCGUUUUUCAUUAUCAAUCGGUGUAGUAUAUUUAUUUUUUUUACCACCAAAAUAAUAGUAUAUUUUAUGGCUAAGUAAAAAAAAAUAUAUAUAUAUAUAAGUAUAAUAUUGUAUUAUUUAAUGGGGUUUACUACCUAAUAUACCGUGAUCCGUGAGCUGUAAUAGAAAAAUGUAUUAUACAAAAAAAAAACUACCUAAACGCGAUUUUUUUUUUCUUAUAUUCCUGCAGUCGUUUUCCGUCGUAUUCAAUACACGUUUGUAUAUAGUAAGUUUAUAAUUAAAUCGCGACAUUGUAUUCAAUUCCGAUCGCAAUCGAUUAAAAAAAAAAAAAAAAAAAUGCAUACAUAUAAUAAUAAAAAUAAUAAAAUGAAGAUUUAUUAUAUAUAUGUAUUAAUUUAUUAUCUAUAUACACUUAGAUCUUAUAUCUGCAGCACUAUUUCGGGUUAUAAAUUACCUGACUUAACAAUACAUUUUGAAACAAGUCAAUAGAUAUAAUUUAGACGUGUUUUUUUCAUCAUAUGAACGCGAGAAACACAUUUGAAAAAAGAGCUGAUCUUGGGACGGGUAUGCGACUGUUGUAGGUGGGAAGUUGGGAAGAUAGAAUAAGUACUUAAAUAUGUUUAAUUUAUAUUUAAUAUUUGGUUUUUCAUACGUUUUUUCCUACAAUUUUUCUCAAUUAUUAUGAAAACCACUUUAAAAAUCUAAAAAUUAUCUUGCUUAUUGCUUCAUCAAGAUCGAUAAUUCAACAAGAAAGUCUUUUUUUAUUUUUUGAUCAUAGAAAGAUUUCUAGUAGAAAAGCUGCUAACAAAAAAAAACACAAUAACAAUAAAAAGCUCAUAUCAUAGAAAAACUAAUACAUUACACGCUCUGCUCAAAAUCUAAAACACCAACUGCAAGGGUUUUUUUUAACAUCGUCACCGUACGCUGCAGUAAAUUUAAACUCAAAUAUUAUUAACUGUAGGAAAUUUGUUGAUUCUAAAAUCACAAAUAAAAUAGCAUAAUAUAAUAGAAACACGAACGGUGACGGUUAAAUGAUUUUGUCACUUGGAGGUAUUUGGCUGAUUUUUUAAUAUUUUUGACUAAUUAUUAUUAUUAACAUUAUUAUUUUUUUUUAUUUUAUAAAUAAAUAAGUAAUAUAAUACUUACCAUCGUAAAUAUUACAGGAGAAAAGAUGACGAGGGGAUAUGUACCCUCAACACCCGUUUGACCUCCCUUGAGAUUGAGAACAAUAUUUUAAAAACAGCUUACCGACGGUAAACCCAGACAGGUCGAGCCCUGUCUGUAACAAUAUUUUUAUCCGACGUAUAUUAGUAUACUAUCUAGUACAUUCACAAUAAAUAAAUAAUAAAAAAAAAAAAAAACAUAGGUAUGUAUUUAAUAUCGUGUAUUGUGUCUAUUAUACAGUUCUUAUAAAUUUUGAAUAAUACGUUUUCUAUAUAUGAGCGUUAAAAUUAAUUUUUAGGAAUUGAAAUACAUUUGAUCUUCAUAAUCAUAACCGCGUAUAUUGUCAGUAUGUUAUUAUAAUAUGCAUAUCCGUCUCCUUUUUACUAACAAUAAUUAUGAUCUUUAUAAUUACAUGUACAGCCGAUAUUAGGUAUAUAUUGAAUGCGAUUUCUCUCUCCGAGGAAAGUAGUGUAUACCUAUAUUAUAUGUUAUUUUAUUAUUAUUAUUAUUGUGGUACACACGACAUCCGCGUUCAGUUAUAGAUCGCUGAAUUGCUAAGACCACUGCAGACUAGGUACCUAUAUGGGUAACCUUUGUAAUACAAUAUUGUAUUAUUGCUACACGAAGACAAAACAAAACAAAAACAAAUUAUUUUUACGCCGAAUCAAAAUGAUUCUGUAUAAUGCAUAAAUAAUAGUCGUCAUCGUAGUAUUGGUACCUACGUCAAAACUAUUUAUUAGGAUACGCGGCGUAACGUUAUAUUGUUUGAAAAUUAAUAAUAUAAUAUAGUAACUCACAGUUAACCUAUAAAGUAUAUAAUAAAAUUAUCCAUAUAGAUAUUAUCGGACGGGAAUAAAAUAUUUAAAACGGUUUCCAUUAUAGACAAUUUCACGAAUAUUAAUUUCAUAAGCGAUUUCUAAAUCGACAUUUCUCAAAAACUUAAGAGGCCCGUCUCAGUAUAUUAUGCAGGCCUUUGCCGUCUCUGUUCAUUAUAAUAAUAUAAUAUAUACAUUGUAAAUAUUAUAUAUAUAUAUAUAUCAAAAAUGUAUUCAUUUAUUAAAACAAACAAAUUUCGAAAAGACCUUUGCAAUCGAUUUUGUAGAGCAUUUUGUAAAAAAUCUAUUUAUUAUUGAAUCGAAGACAAUUUCUCCGGAGUUUCUUUUUAUUAAUUUAGUUAAUUCGGUUGUUUAAAAUACGUAAAAUACGAUAAUUGUUUCUAUACCUUUGGCAAUGAUAAUACAAUUCAUUUAUUAAACAGACUGUAGAGAAUUGUAUAAAAUGUCAACAUGAUUGUCUUCAAAGUGCUGUCAUCCACAAAUAGUAGAAAUACAUGUUUUAUCUCUAAAACUGAUUUUACAGGCUAUAUUAUUGUUUGUUUAAAACGAUUAACGUUUUAAACGAUUUAAACGUUUUGCUGCAUUACAGCCCAUUUAUAAAAACAUAGAGAUAGCAAAAUAUCCUAUUUUGACGGCUUUUUAAAGUUAAACGUUUAUAAUAUAUUAUCUGCGGUCUGUUAUGCAAAAUCCGUAAUAAUCCGACAUAAAGUCUAUUAUAAUAUUAUUAUAUGGCUUGUCAGUGACGAUUAUCAAAACAUUAUAGCAUAGGAUCUGUUGUGCUGCAGUGUCCUACAAAUAUAAUAAAACUCGAACGAAAUCUCCAAUUUCCUGCGUAUUAUAUUAUUAUUAUUUUUAUUUAGCUUGUAUAUUAUUAUAUUAUAUUUUCCUUGUCAUCGUCGCGGCAUCUUAUAUAUUAUUGCAAUCUAACGACCGGUCAACGAACUACGCGGUCGAUAUUAUAAUAUUAUACACAUAUUUAUUUUUUUUCGUACAUAUCGAUUGCAGAAAAAAACACGACUAAAAGCCGUUCCGAAUCUAAAAUCACGAAAGCCCACCACCGCGAGUUAGGUAUACAUUAUAUUACGCAGGUGAAUUCGUCUCGUGAGAUGUUCCGCAACUAUAUAGGUAUAAUAGUAUUAUAUAGGUAUAUAUAAACGGUACAUUAUCUUUAUCGUUUGCGUCGUCUCGAAACCAAAAAAUAAUUUUUUUCACGUGACUACGACGAUGUAUUGUUUGCACAGUUCGUUUAUAUACAAUUAUUAUGUAUUAUUGCCUAUAUAUACAAGACGAUUAACGGCGAAAAAGGGAACCAUUUGUGUGUCUAUAAUUUAAGGAAAACGAGCGCGUACAUGGUAAAAAAAUAUUAUUAAGUGCAUCAUUGUGAGUUAAAUAAAAAAAAAACACAAUAUAAGAAACGAAAAAUUACUCCAUGAAGAAGCGACUAUCUUCAUAACAGAAAGCCAGCUGAUCAUCAAAGAAGCACUGAUCUUUAUCAAGACUACGAUGGACGACAAAAUACAGCUUCUCAGCUUCUAAAUCAUUAGUUUCUCGUUGAGCGUCUUUUUAGCUAUCGAUUCACCCAUUUCCUCAAACGAGAUAGUUCAUCAAAUCGACAACAUUAUUAUCUCAAUUCAAAAGACAAUCGAAUUCAUAUGGCUCCCUAUUCUCAUACCGACAUUACAGGAAAUGAAAAAUUACAUUAGCAAACGAAGCAAUUACUUGUCUUACAAGUGGAAAUACACUUUUGUAAAUAAAAAAAAAAUAUAAAUAUUAACACAACUAAGACGUGCCAAAUAUCUUGGGAUGAAACACAAAUCAUCAACUAUUAAUCAUUAACUUUACAUAUACUUAUGUAAUAAAAUACGAAGAACAACCCCACUGCAGCUAAUGUGACAGAGCUUUCACAAUAAAAUACAUAGUCCUACAAUACUGUUUGCUAUUAUCACCACCGCUGAUACAUCCUCAACCAUACAACAACAAUAUAAGAAGCAUUUGGAGAACGUACACACACGUAAUUAACAGCUUUUUCAAAACCAUCGGCCUCGAUAUUAAAAUUGUCAAAUCCUUUUAAAUAACUAAAAAUACAAAUGUAUGUUUAUACGAACCUUACAAGGUAAAUUAUGUAUUGUUAGGCAAAUACUAAUCACUAAUAAAUUUAUAAUGUAAUCGUUGGCUAAUCUAGCAGUUGAAGCCUUAUUAUCUAUAAAUAAAAAGUAAAAGAAAAAAGAAUUGAGAACAUCCAUUGUGUAACUAUAAUAUAAUAGAUUUCGAUAAAAAAAAUAAGCAGUUAAAAAAAAUCACAAUUUUAUAAAAUGUAUAGGCGUCACAAAUAUCUGACAUCCGAAAUAAAUUUUGUUCUGUUCAAUAGAGUAUAGUAUUUAUUUUUUUUAUGAUAAAUAGUGGAGCCUAGCACUAAGAUUUUUCUAUUUUCUAUUUUUAUAAUUUUUUUUAAAACUACAAAUAAAUAAUUUCAAUUUUUAAAAAAAUUGUUUUCACAAAAUUUAAGACAGCCACUUUAUAAAUAUAUUUUAAUGUUGUAGAUUUUGAAACGAAACAUCAAUGAAAAAAAUAUUUACUAACGAUGAAUCGUGUUAAUUGUCUACAAUUCUUUGAAAUUUACGAUAGUUUAAAUUGAUUUCAUUGCCACUACUAAAGUAUAAUAUCAAUCGAUUUGUCAAUUUAUCCAUGAAAAAUAAUUUUCUUAAUAAUUUUUGUAAACUUCAAGAAAUUGUAAAGUGUAACGAUUCGUUGUUUUUAAAUAUUUGAAACGCCAAAAAUUUCGUUUCAAAAUAUAUAUUUAUACGAUUUCCCUAUAUUAUCUUGGACUUCGACAAUUAUCAUUUAUCUUUUAAAUCUAUUGUCUUGGAUUUUUUAAAAACAUGGUUUUUUUAAAUUUAAGUUUUAUGAAAAUAUAAAAUAGAGGGGUCGUAAUUCGUGAGUCGAGGUUCUAGAAAUCAUACGAAAAAAAAACUUAAAAAUAUCGAACAGAACUAAUGUUAUUUCAAGCGUCAGAUCUUCAUGUUACACCCUGUAUACUGCACUAUUAUAAUAUACGAAACCCGCGCGUCAAUUAUAUUGUAUAACUUGAAAACGAAUCAUUAGGAGUCGAAGAAAUUGACUACUAAUGUCCCUUCGAAUGCAUAAAUUCGUGGGGUUUUCGAACGUAAUUUGCUCGUCGUCGUAACGAAAUCACGAGACCAAAAAAUAGUACCACGGAUAUAGAACAAUACCUGUAUAAAAAACGCGCUAAUAUAAAACUACGUUGGGUGUUUGAGAAUCUAGUCAAACAGGAUUUUUACACGCCGACGACCGUUAUAUUCACUCACUUACAUUAUAUUAUAUUAUAUGUCCGUUAUUAUAGGUAUACACAUACGUAACAAUAUAUAACUCGCGCGGACGAGAAGUAACAACUGGUCGCGGUAGUUACUCGCUGUAAUACUAUUAUUUUAUCGGAAAUUCUAUACCUAUCUGUAAGUUUUUAUAUACAUGGCAACGCGAACUAAUAACGUUUAAUUGCGUUCCCAUACCCGACGGAUAACACUCGUGAUGAGUUUUUUCGUUGGUCGACACGACUCUGUUAUCUCACAGUAGAGUUUUUUUUUCUACUACAUCGUGCUAUAAUACUGUGUUCCUGUACAACCGUUCCGAUCUCGCGGACUCUCACGGGGGUUUUAAAAUCUGUUUCCACUAUAAGGUUUAAAAGCCAUUUUUUCCGCCGUCUAUAGGAUAUACAUAUUGUUUACGCAAAAUAUGCGUACGUACAUUCAUGAUAUAGACGUACAGGAUCGGCGGAAAUUGUCCGGAGUAAUCUGAAAAUCUUUCGACCCCCAUUACCCUCCCCCCAAUACCCCACGUCCAGUUCUCUCCUUUAUUAGGUCACGGUGAAUAGGUAUAAAUACAAUAUUAUAACGAAAUUCGGGACGACGACGACGGUGCCGCCUCCUCGUACGUGGCAUCUAUGUAGACGACUGGGAAACAAACGGUAUUUCGACGUUUUCGCGUUUUUCUACGACGGCGUGUACGCACGAAUAAUAUUCUUACCCGCCUAUAAUAAUAAAUAAUAUAUACGAUUCCGUGUAGUUGUAAGUAGCAUUAUAGUAACAGUAGUACGAGACCGCGGAGUCGUUGCUUUAUAUUGUAAAAAAACGUUAUACAUGACUGCGCCAAGAGGACCGGGCACGACCCAGCGGCGGCGGCGCAAGGUCAUUGAGAUUUCUUUUCGACGUGUACCGUUAUGAUUCACACUACACCGUUGUGGUCGUGUGUACCGCGAUGAUGUCCGUACAGAAAUAAUAGUAAUGAUAAUGAUGAUAAUAAUAAUAGUAAUAUCUUCCUGGUAAUACACAAGUUUUACUUCUUUGCUUCGCCGCAGCCGCCGCCUCUCAGUCGAAAUGAACGCGUUUUUUAUUUAUUUUUUUUUUUCGUCGUGCUUACGUGUAAUACCUAUAUACUCGUUUUUAAGUAUCGCACGAACGUGUACCCAUAUAUGAAUUGGUGUGACACGUACGAUCACGUCCACACAGCGUAUAUACGGCGAGACGGCGACAUUUUUUAACGCGGUCGUACCUAUAUACCUACAUAAUAUUAUUAUACGCGCAGUGCAUACGGAUAGUGACCCGGUAUUUAAAUUUUAGGCGUAUUGACCCACCAAAUGGGAAGUCUUACGGUAAGACGUGGCUAGAGGUUUUAUACCCGUGUGGACUUUGUUCUUUUACGUGGUAACGUUAGAUAAAAAAAAAAAAACGUGGGAAAACUAUAGUCAAAAACGAAAACGAAUCACGGUUGCCACGAUUAUUGUGGUUGAUGAACCGUUAGUCGUGACCAUUACUGAUUAGAACAUUAAAAAUAAAAAUAACCGGAUAAAUAGGUACUCGAAUUUCGGAAAGGAUCCACUCGGUCGGGUUACCCUGCAGUGCUCGUCAUCAUUACGUGCGUAGAUAUGCAUAUUUUUUUAAUUUUUACAAGUGCGAAUUUUGGUGCUGAACGUCUGCUGCGGCAACAAUAACGCUCGCGAUUGUUUUUAUAAUUUGUGAGAAAAAACGAAUCUAUAAAAACCAAAACCAUGCGGUUCUAUGUAGGCGUAUCCCGUUUCAUUAUCACGGUCACGGCGCAUUUCCGCGCACUUCGAAACGCCGUCAGAGUGUGUAAACAUAACUAUAAUAUCGUAUACCGCGAGCAAUCGAGCUCUACGGUUUUUUCGUUAUUUGAUCGAUGAUCGAUCGAUCGCAGUAUUAUUAUAUCCAUAACCCGAAAUACCGAAACUUUUAAUGUACAACCGUAAUAUGAUAUUAUUAUUGCCUUAUAUACGUUAUUCGUAUCGUAUUACGGGAUAUAGUGACGCGUUCUCCGAGUCAGUGUAAAUAUUAUAAUACACGAAAAUGGUACACUGACGGCGGUGACCCGAUAACUAUAUUAAUGAUAAGAAUAUAUUAUCGCCGUUAUCAUUCGCGCUAUUGUAAUGUAUAAGAGCGUAUAGUUUUGCAUGCGAAUAUAACCCAUAUAUUUUGUAUAUUUUAAAUCGAAUAAUAAUAAUUGUAUGCUGUUGAAGUAUUUUCGCAACAUAUUGUAUCUAUAUAUGAAGCUUUUCACGAAUACUUGCUAUUCGAAUAAUAUAUUGCAUGCUUUUCGAUUAAUAUGACAUAAUGUAUAGGACUUGUUAUUGGCUUGUCGUAAAAAAAAAAACCGGCUAAAAAAAAAAUAUUUUUGUUUAAUAUAUAAAUAAUGCUGAAAUAAUCUUUUAAUAAAGUGUUGAUAUGUAAAUCGAAUUAUAAUAAUGGUUAAUUAUAAAUAGAAUUUUAUUCUAAUUGUUUAGAAACAACAAAAAUGACAAUUUUAAAAAAACGUUACUUUUGGUCCAAGAAGAUCUGUUUAUUUUCAUUGAUAUUUUAAAAUUAAUAGGAAAAAAUCUAAGUAUCUUCGCUCUUCAGAACAUAUUAGUCAUUUUAAUUUAAAUUCUGAACGUUUAAAAUAUUUUAAACAAGCGUUUAAAACACUUCACAACUCUGGGUACUAUAUAUAUAUAUACUAAUUUAGAUUUGGAGUGUAAUAAGGAAUGUAUUGGUUUUGCAAUGAGGUUUAUUUAUUAUUAUUUUUUUAAUCUGUGAACAAUUUUUCUACUAGAAAUCUUAGUCCGAUAUUCAAGAGUAGUAUCUUUUUUAAAUGGACAUUUUAAAUGGGUGAUACUUUAAUGAGCUCAUUUUUUGAUUUUUCAAGCGGUUUUCAUAACAAAUGGAAAAAAACCGGAAAAAUUUCCGCACAUGUAUAAAAGAAACUUCGCUCUGAUUCGUUUUUCAUCAACAAUAAUGGUUUAUCGUUGCGUACAGAUAUAAAUUAAAUUCCCCUCUGUAUCUUACCUUUUCAACUUCUCACCUACAACAGCGGCCCACCCAUCGUGCGAAGUAUGUCCGUCUUUAUUUUAUUUAAUAACACAAUUUUUCAGCACAUCAGGCGAUAUUAGGUACAACUAUUUUUUUUUUUUUCUAGAAUAAAUUACCUAUAUUAAAUUAUUUACGACAUGAAUAUGAUUAUGAAACCUAAGGAUGGUAAUAUGAAUAAUAGUAUACUUGGCGUUGAUAGUAGGAUUAAUAUAAUAUUAAUAUAAUUAUAUAAUAACAGCAAUAGCAAUCAAAUUGUAGUAUUAGUACUUGUAUUUAAAAUAUAUAGGUCUUCAUAUUAUUCUGUUUAAAACCACUCGGCGUUUGUUGUGUAAUGUAAUACACGUAUAGAUACCUACAUAAAAUGUACAUCGGAAAUACCGAAGUUACAGGUGAAGGGUCAUAUAAUAUUGAAUACUAGGUAUCUGUUAGUUCCCGUAAAUCGUAGGUGGUCGAAAGUAUACGACCAGAAAUUUAAAACGCUACCUACCUAAAAAUGAGUCAGUAGGUAUUUCUGAGUAAUAAAUACACUCAUCCACAUGCGGCACUUUCUCCUGAUACUGCAUCAUAAUCAACUAUGUACCUAUUAUACACCACUUGUAGAUUAAAAACUAAAUAUAAUUUAUUUAAUGACGAUUCGAAUAUUGCCAUUGUAUCGAUAAAAAAUUAUUAAAAAAAAAUUACACAAAACAAUAAAUAUACACUUGUAUACGAGUAGGUAAACAAGUAGGUAUACAUAGAUUAUGGGUAUAUUUCCUAGCGGAGACUUAAAUGACUGAACGAUAUCAAAAAGUAGACGGUGAAUUUUCGACAUGUUUCACUUGAAGAUAAUACGUCGGUUUUACUUUAUCGUAAUAAUUCUUGAGGCUACCAAGCAUAAGUGACUCGUUUUAUUUCCUAAUCACCGUCAGUAAAAAAAAAAAGACUGAUUAUUAUAAAAUAUUAUUUGUCACGCGUGUUAUGACGAUGCGAUAUUGGAUAAACAAUCGUUACUAAUACUAUCGUUGUGCAUGAUCGUAGGGUCUGAUUUUACCACGAUGAUUUAUUUAUACGAUGACUUUCCCAAUAUACACACGCGUUCGUGAGUUCCUACAGAUGCUUAUCUCGGCGGUGAGUGUUAAAAAAAUCUGGGUGACGGGUUCAACGUUUAGAUAAUAAUUCGCUUUUAUACCUACAGGUACCUACUAUAGAAAAAAAAAAGUGUUUUGUUUUUUCGUCGCAGUAUAAAUAAUAAUAGGAACCGUAUUAUAAUAUAAUAUGUGUAUACUUAAUAAUAUUUUUACGGGUCACGAAUGCGAAAUAAAAAUCUAAUAAAGUGCUUGUAUUUAUAGUUUAAAGUUUACUUAUACGGUUUUUUACGGACGACCGAGGUUUUAAAUCGUUGUUUCAAUGUUAUUUCAUAAAAAAAAAACCCCACACGAAGUGACUUUUGGUUACCUACUGAACACUCGAGUCGAACUAUACUGGUACCUACAUUCGUGUACACCUACUUGUCACGUCAUUAUGGGUAGGUAUCCUAUUUGUGUGUCAGUAGACGGCUCGCCUUCUUCUUAAUAUAAUUAUUAGCCUCUCCUCGCGGAUCUAUCGUGCCAACACACACAUAUAUCCAUUAACAUUCCGAACGACGAUAUUAUUAUGUAUACCGUAACAACAGUUUGAUUUUAUUUUUAUCUGCGUCGAAUAGUGACCUUUUUUUCUAAUACCUAAGACUAAAGAGCAACGAAACAAAAAUUAAUCAAUUAGAAAUGAAAUGAAUCAUCGGAGAAAGAUAAUUAUAUUAUUAUGGGUAUAAUGUAUCGGAAAUAACACUCGUAUUAUUUAGUCCCCCUUAGCUCGGAAUUAAUUAUUUAGGUUAGGUCAAAUUAUAUAUUUAUGUACACUAAAAAUUCAUUGAACAUACGCUUUCUCCGACGAAUAAACAGGAACACAUUAGUACGAAAUACUAUAAUAUUUCAAAAUUCUUGCUCUAUAUAAAUAUUAUUUAAUUACUACGUACUUAACAAUUCAUCAGGUCGGUAUAGUUUAUAAACUUAUAGAUCGAUAGAUGUACCUAAUCGCGAUUCGCCUAUUUGUAAUUACAACAUAUGUGAUUUAAUAAAAUAAGUACAAUAUAAGUACAGCGGGAUUGUGGGGGUUUCUCCCUCCCCCAAAGAGGCACAUAACUUGUAUAACAUUGACAGACUACUUGGUAUGAUUUAAGUGGACUUGGCCGUCUAAAUCGUGUUAAUGCACCCCUAGCUCCCCCCCCCAAAAAAAAAGAAAACUUGUAAAUACUCAGUCGACACCUAUAAUAGUCACCGGUUCUAAGGUUUUUAUACCCGUUUAAAUUUCGUAUGAGAUUUUUUUCUUUCUUUCUGUAGUCGUUGUAAUAAUAGCGUAAAAAUUCGAUUUCGCAGGUAGAUUAUUGGACGUAAAAAGUCAGUUGGUCAGGCGAUAACAGGGGGAAUAACAGUAUACACCUGCCGGCUGUCUAAAUAUUUAUCUUAAGAUAAAUAAAUAUCCAGAAAAAUAAUUCGAUUGUGAAAUAACGAUACGCACAUAUUUUAUAUUUGUUUACGCGAUGUUAUCUAUAUACAUUUUUUUAAAACGCAGAAAAAUUAGUAUUCUUCCGGUCAUUCCUGCAAGUUAUUUGUGUGUGUGUACAUGUAUAUAUAUAUAUAUAUAUAUAUAAAUAUUAUAUGGGUAUGCGAUUUACAGUUAUGUCUUUCGUGAAACACUAUUAGGUAUAAUAUUAUAUAGAGACGGCGGCGGCAGCAGAAAUUACCAGAUAAUGCAAAUUCAUGACUCAAUAUUUAUAUAUUUAAUAUAUAAGAAUAUUGCAUUGCCGUGUAACUAGAUUUUUUUCUCAGGUUCGUCCUGAGAAUAAAUAAAAUAAAAUAAAUGCAAAACACGUAGGUACUUACCAAUCAUAAUAUGUAAGUAGGUACGUGGAAAAAAAACUUUCGCCGCCCGUUUUAAAUAAUAUUGUUGACCUAGAAACCGGGGUAUAUAGCCGAUAAUAAUAAUAUAUUCGACCUGCGUGUCAUAAUUCAUAACGUGUACUUCUAUACGCUACGUUACGUGUGUGUUUCGCGUUUCCGUAUAGCUAAAUAAUAUUGUCCGCGAAAAUUUAAGAUACACGCGGAAAAAAAUAACAAAAUAAUACAUUGUUCCAUUAUAAUACCUAUUAUGUACGGAAUAGAAUAUAUUAUGUACCUACGGUAUGAUUUAACGUUUACGGUAAAAUCGUCGGUGAGAAAUCCAAAGCUCGUGACGCAGUAUACGAUUAUAAUAUUAUUAUUAUUAUAGAAAGCAUAUUAUUAUAAUGUAGGUAUAUAGGUAUUAUAAUAAUGGAAAGUCAAUUGUUUGCGGACAAAUCGGCUGUAAAUAAUGAAUAAAACGCUAUGUGUAUUGUAAUAGUAUAUAUUUUUUUAUAGAUAGAAUUCUACAGAGACUUCGUGUGUUCGCAGCUUCGGGGAUCUGCGCCGGGGAGUGUCUCUCUUUUUCCCGUAUUGUGCGUGAACUAUUGCUCGAGAGGCAUAAAAAAAAGCACUUCUACCUACAAUAUUAUUACACUAACUGGGCACAAUAAAUUGUCCGUAAAUAAUCCAAUUUAAAUUUACCAAUUCGUCCAUUAUUGUUAAAUUGCUGCUGCGGAUGACAUAGCACCAAUACAAAUAUUAUAAAAAAAUAAUAAUAAUAAUAAUAAUAAAAAAUACUCGUACAAAACUUUACCUACGUUUUUCCUCUUUAUUAAAUAGCAGCAAUUGAAUUCGUUUACGCGUAUUAUAGUCUGGGUGGCCAGGCACUUAUACUUAUUUUUGUGGUAGUAGGCUAUAAGAAAAUAAUAUUAUAAUACAGUAGGUAGAUAUGAAAUUGAUUUUAUAAUUAAUUAUAAUUUAUUUAACCAAUAUUGACCAAGUUUGACCAAUAUUUUGCAUGUUUUGUUUUUAUUUUUCCAUUUCGUAUUUUUCAAUUGGUCGUAAAAUUAUAUUUUCUGUAGAUUUUCAAUGGUACCUAUGUAUUUUAGGUGUAUUUUAUAUUGUAUCUGCGGCAAUACAUUUUCGAAACUUACACCCGGAUAGGAACAUGUAAUAGGUCAUUUUAUGAAACAUAUUAUAUUGUUCUUAGGCGUCAUUGCGGGGUAUCUAGGGGUAUCAUUGUCCUAUGAGUUAUUUAUAAAAAAAAAGUAUAGUCUUGUUUUUCCUCAUAAUAAUAUGAUCACACUAAUGUAAUAAUUAUUAUGGUAUCGGCUAUAUUGAAUUUUAACGCAUAAAAAGAUCAGCCAAUUGAUGAUUUAAUAUAUUUCUAUACCUAAUUCUGAUGAACAAUUGACUAUGGCUUAUCGAUUAUCCAUCGACUACUGCUCCCUCACUUCAUUAGACCAUAACUGAAUUAAAAAUAUUAUUCAAGAUGCUUGAUGAUUUUUUUCUUGCUACCCCAUGAUAUUAUUUCAAAUAACACUUAUGAUAUUGUUUUUUUAAAUGAGUAAAUCAGUAACUAUUUAGGUAGACAAUCAAAUGUUCACAAUAAUACUCAUUAUAUAUUAUAUUAUUAGCGUACAGAAAAUUAACUUCAUUACGAGUCUAAAAUUCUGAAUGUUCGUAGGUAUAGUUAUUUGGUCUAUAGAAUCAAAUGUUAUGCUAUAGCUAUUAUCGGUAUACCGACCUACACUAAAAAUUAUUUUCUCAUAAGUUAUUUAAUACAAUAAUGUUAUGCAUGAUGCAUAUUAGAAGAGCACACAGGUGCAGUAGGAUGUAAUAGAGUGUAAUAGGGCUUCGAACACGUUUUAGAGAGUUCAAACUAAUCCACUUUGUUCAAGGUGGGUUAGUCACCAGCUAACAGAUUAAUUUUAAAGAUAGUAGAUACAUCGUAAAUCUUGUAGUACAAUUAGUACAAUACGAAUACAUUUUUAUUUUUAUUUUUUUUUAUAAUAACAACACAUAUACAUAAUUCGUAAAGAUGUUUUGCGAAGAUCUGUUAUUUGGAAGUGGCAGUGAUUAUCGUAAAUUAUCGUAUUAUAUUAUAUAUGUACGCAACGAUUAAUCAUUACUAAUGAAAAACGAUUUUGAGCGGAGCAUGGUCAAUAAUAUUGCUUUUUCAACAAUGUGUGUUUUCAAGACAACAACGAUUAUUUAAAAAAUAUUAAAAUAAUAAAAACUUAAUAAUAACAAAAAAUAAAUAAAAAUGGUUGCCAAUAACAAACUUAUUUUUAAUAUUUUUUAAGCUAAAGCACCAGUUUAUUCUAUCAAAUAUUAAAAAUAGUUAAUAACAAUAUGCAAAAUAUCAAAAAUAUUAAUGAUAAUUUAAAAAAAAAAAAUGGAGAUACUCUAGAUAUUGGUCAUUGUUGUCCGUGAGAAAUUGGGAAUACAAAGAAUAUUGAGUAAAUAGAGGAAAAUUUAAUGAAAGAAAAACGACUCUGAGCAGAGUUAGGUUAUACAUGUUUUGAAAGGCCAUAAUAUUUACGAUUUUAAAAUAAUAUAUUUCCAAAAUUUGUCCUUUUUUCCAAUUUAUUAUGAAAAAAUCAAGAAAUUCAAUAAAGUACCACUCUAAUUAAAUUUCCUUUCAAAAAAAUUGCUACGCUUAAAAAUCGGAACAAAAUUUCUAGUAGAAAAGUUGUCCAAGAAACAAAAACAUCAUUGAAUAAAACUAAUACAUUCCUCGCUCCGCUCAGAAUCUAAAAUUACCUUUCUAAAGAACAAACUAGAGCCAAUGUUUUGAUAGGAAAAAAAUUGUGUAGACAGUAUAAAAAGAAAAAUAAACAAACAUCAUUAUAAAAUCAGUAUAUUCUUCGCUUAGCUCAGGAACUAAAAGAUUAGACUUUAAUGUAAAAACAGAUUUAAAAGUUAAUUUUUAAGCUUUCACUCAAGCUUUUUGUUUGUUUUUUAACAUAUCGUUAAAUUAAAAAUAACGAACAAGCGAUUACCUGCACAAUGAUAACUGACAAUUAAACCGGUAAAAAAUAUUCAUGCUGACCUUCUCCACUUUGGGCACGCCUGUUUUAUUUACUUAUCGUGUUCAUUUUUUUUUUUUAAUAGGUACGUAAUACUUAUAGUGGUAGUGUAUAAUGUUUGUUUAAUUGAUAAAUUAGGGGAAAAAACGAUUGCCGCAAAUUUCUAUACCUGCAGAAAUGAACCAAUAAUAUUUACUACGAUACCGUCAAAACAUUAUCUGAGUAAUUUAUACUGUAUAAUUAAUACAUACGACCCAUACGGGUGUGUCGUGUAGGUUUAACAAUGUCUAAAGUGUACAUAGGAACUGUAACUGCUAUACACACCAUGAUGGUAUAUAAUAUAAGUCACAUAUUUUAUUAUUCGGUGAAAAAAUAUGGGUCGUGUAGUUUGUAUAAUACCAUCACAACAGAACACAUCGGCGGUCCGUUUUCUAUAAUUUAAAUAUAAUUCAGAGCUGAAUAGAAUUCGCACAUGAUGUAUACAUUUGUGUUAUACAUUUUCGAGCGAUUGUUAUUAUACAGUCCAAGACAACAAAACAGAGUCGUAUAAAAAUGCAAAAUUUAUUAUGCUAUCAAAUUUUUGAUUCAUACUUAUUUUAUGAAUACUUUGAUAUUAAAUAUAUAUGUAUAUAUAUUAUAUACACGCAAUAAAGAAAACCAUCGCUAACGAAAAAUUAUUCUGCUUAAGAUCGGUUAAACAUAUGUUUUUACAAUUUUCGUCAAAAUUUGAAUUUUAAACGUUUAUAAAAAAAUCGUAAUAAAACUUAAAAGGCUUGACAGUUAGAAAUAGCUCAAAAAUGCCAUAUUCUUGAAUAUUAUACCAUGUCUAGAAAGGGCUAAUAAAUAUAUCUAUAUAAUAUAUUUUAAACUGAAUUACAAAAAAAAAAAAUACAAAUAAUACAAAAUCAAAAAUAACAGAAACCAUUAUUGCCUAAAUUUGUCCAUUUAACGAAUGUUUUUCCCCAUUAUUAAUAUUCAAGAAAACUACCAAGACAAUCAAUCACUCACAUCACUUAUACUAGAUACAAUUUUCUACCAGAAACCAUAUCUGAUGUUAAUGAUCGAAGCAAGAUUUUUGAUGGAAAAAUUGUUAACAGACAUAAAAGCACACAUGAUAGUAAAAUCAAUACAUGCAUUUGCCAUGCUCAGAAUCCAAAAGUAAAAUAGAAAAUUAUCGAUUGUUGAAAUCCGUACAUCCGGUUAAAAAGCAUUAUGUAUUUCUAUACAAUAUGCAUAUUAUAUUAUAAGUAGGUACCUGCAGUUUUGCAACGUCAUGUCAGUAUACUAGUUUGUCUUCAUUUAUGAUUUAAUCUGUAAAAAAAUGAUGAUAAUAAAUUAUUUAAUAAGUAUUAUUCAAAAUAUUUUAACUGGCAAAACUUGAAAAGUUUUAUGAAUUUCUAACCGCAUAAGUACCAAAGCGUAUUUUCAUAAAUUGAGUAAAACGAGACUGUGCUAUUUUAAAAUUAUUAUUCGUCACAUUUCAUUAUAUAACGUAUAGGUGUACUGUAUUUUACGCACGAUUCUAAUUCUAAUUUAAAAUCAUUGAGGAGUCGAUUAAUUUAUCGUUAGAUAUUUUACUUUUGUUCGUAUCUAUGUAGCAUUGUUUUGUUAUUUUUUUUUAGAAAAUGAGCUCAUUGAAAUAUUAUUGUCCAUAAAAAAAUCAUUACUGCGUGUUUUGGGCACAGUGCGAUUAUUUAUUUGUAUGCUUGAUAAAACUCAAAAACACACACACAGAUACAUAAAUACUUAUUUAGAUAGGCGGAAAAAUCGAACACCGUUUUGAUCUUUUCAGUGGUUAUUGUCAUUAUUGUAUGAAGUAGGUAGGUGAUUAUUAUAUUUUUUGAUCAAAAAGGAAAAGCGUUUUCAGUGAUAUGUACAAAACAGUAAUCUAUUGCGCUUAUAGGCUUUACACAGACAUUAAUGUAUUCUAUAUUACCCAGUAUAUACUUAACCAAAUUCCAAAUUCAAAAUAUUCUAUGCACGUGCACUGCGAUGUAUGAAGUGUAUAGACAUGUUUGUUAAAUGUUACAUAUACAAUUUAAGGGCGUGCACUGUUCAUAUUUUGUACGAAUCUGCUUACGACGCUAAAGAAAGAGUUUGUUUUUAAUUGUUUCACAAAAAUAAUAAUCCGAGAUCAUGUAAUUUGUUAUAUACAAAAUUAUAAAAUCCAUAGGUCCUACAUUGGAUUUAUAGGUCACAUGCCAUAUAUAAUUAUUCUGGAUUGUACUUCCAUUAUACGUUUUACACUAUCACAGUUGUGAGUGACCCAAUUUGUUGGUCACGCACGAGCUUCAGAAUCGAGCCACAAAAUAAUAUUAAUAUUAUUAAAACAAAAUAAUAUAUAGUUAUUAGUUAUUAAUAAUAAUUAUUAACAUAUUUAUUUUGAGUUUAUCAUUUGUAUUGUUUAUAUUUCAAUAAAAAUAUAACGACUAAAUAUCUGUCAAUAUUGAAAUAUAAUAAAUUUAAUUUAUACAACAUUGUACAAAUACUAACUAAAAUUUCUUUAUUUUUUUUUUUUCUUAACAUACAGGUUGUCAGGAAAAUACAAUCCAACAAAUUAGUAAUAAAUUAUACAAUUUCAAAAACCUAUUAUAUCACAUUAUGUAGUCUAUAUAGACUCAAAAUUGUAUGUUCCACUUUUGUAUCAUUUUCAUAUUAAUGUUGUUAUAUUUUGUGUCGAUUGUUUUAGACUCUGAUCAUAAUUUUCGUUGUUGAAAGUUCGUUUUUAUUAUUUUAUAUUGAUGAUUUUUAUUCAUAUAAUUUUACUAGGCGAAAAUACUACGAGGGCAUUAUGUAGGCCGCUUGGAAUCAAGUGCGGAUUAGGAAUACAUGUUGGCGUAAGAAAACGUACUUUUACUGGCGUACAACAAAUCAAAGUUGAUUUAUUUGGCUUUUAAAAUACAUUCGUUGUAUAUUCAAAUCUUAUAAUAUGAUUAAGAAAAAAAAGCGAAAUUAUUUUAUUGGUACCUAUUACUAAACGUCAAGUGAUAAUAAGAAUCUGCAAUAGCGUCAGAUUCUCCAACCAUAUUCACACGGUUUAUAUCAUUUUUUUUGUAAAUUAAUUCGGAACCGAUGCAUUAUUAUUGUCUAUAACAUUUAUUUUGAUAAAUAAAAAUAUUCUAAAUGGUUUACUUAAUAUAAUUAUUGUUUCUACCUGUGCAGUGCAUGGAACAGACAAGCAAUUCAGCCCGUAGGAAUAACCCUCGAAUUCCCCAUGGGCCAAUCCGCCCAUCAAAUUAUUCGUUCAAGUUUAAAAAAAAAAAAAAGAUAUACCAUCUUGUAUACAUAUAGAUAGGUACUAUAAAAUUGUUGACCUACAUUAUAAUAUAAUAAAACUAUAACUUAACAUUUUCAAAAACACAAUUUACAAUUUUUUUUUUUUUUUUUUUUUUUUUUUUUUUACGCAAAUAAUAAUUGUUAAUUAAAUAUUAUACGUAUAGAAAUGAAAAUGAUCGUGUAAUUAAUUGAUAUAAUAUAUUUUUAUUAAACAAAUUUAAUUUUAGAAUGAAGAGACAUAGCAUUUGUUCGCUAAUGAAGUCUUCGUCGUCGUGUGCAAAAAGAAUAUUGUUUAUGAUCUACGUAAUUGGAUUGGUCGUCAGCGAUAAUUUAGUAAAAUCAUAUCCGUCAUGGGACGCCCAAACAACAAUUACCGGUAAGUGCUUUUCGGAAUAAAUAUGAAUUAUAUUAUAAUUUAUUAAUUAUAAAUUCAAUCAGUAUAUUUCAAUUAAUCUAGAACAACUGAAGAUAAAACGAUAGGUACGAUUGAUAUAUUUGUAGGUAUACCGGUAAUUUAAUACACAAAAUACCAUUACAUACAAAAAGUCGUUAUUGUUAUUAACUUAAAAGCCAGAUCCAAAAAAGCUAACAUGUAAUAAAUCAUAGUGUUUUCAUUGUAAUUUGACUGAAACACAUAAUUUAAAGAAAAAAUUACUAAUUCAAUAGGUUUCCAAAGUAUUUUUUAACCACUGAACGGGUGAUAUUAUAACCCCAUUCCCUGCUAACGUUUCUAGGUCAAACGUUUUGUAGUUAAAGGAUGUAAUUUAGUUUAUAUAUUGAAAAUAAUAACAGAUCGGGGUGUUUGAAAAACGAUUCUGAGCGAAUCUCAACAACUGGUUAUGUUUUAGUAUAAAAGUCGUAUUUUUCCUCCUUGUAUAGCGAAGGUAUUAUCCAGAAAUCAACAACGUGUCAUCAUUAUUUUGUUUUUAGAUUUUUUAGUGUCUAAAUGAUGGGAGUCUACAUAUUUUAAGGUAGGUACAGUGUGAAGAAAUCGGAUCAUUUUUACUAAUCGGAAAAACGUGUUUUCCAAGAAAAAACCCACAUUUUUAUAAAAUUUAUCUGUGUAGUUUAUUGAUCUAUAUUCUAAGAGGGAAUCUGAGAAAAAAACAAAUAAAGGACUUAGGGGUAAACUGAUGAAAAUUCCGUUCAAUGUUUUAAAUAAAUUAUAGCCGGACAGAAAUUCCGUAUUUUUCGAGGUACCGCAUGAAAAACUUUUCUUUCAGAAAAAGAUCUACAUCUUAUAAGUCGGAGUGAGAUUUCUGAUAGAAAGUGUUUAAAUAAAAAAAAAAUGACCAUCUUUAUAAAACCAAUAUACAUUCUUCGCUACACUAAAAAUUUAAAAAGACAAUUUUUAAUCGAAAAGUGAUAGAGAGUUUUGAAAAAAUGUAUCAAAUAAAGUAAAUACAAAAUCCACAGCUUUAAUGUAUUACAUGAAAAAAUCUGAUCAUUUUUAUUAGCCGAAAAAAAAAUACACAGAUCAAAGUAAAAUUAAUAACUCCUUCACUAUACCUUCACAAUCUAAUAAUGAUAAAAUAAAUCAUAUAAUAUUACAAGUUUACAAAUUAAAAUGUCGUUCAAUCAAGUAAAAACUCGAAUCGAGUGUAUUAAAAUUUAAAAAUAUGUAUUAUAUUACAACCAAUUUUUUUUUAAACUGCUUAUUUUAAGGUCGUUAACCUCGGUCGAAAUAUAUUAUGUACUAUGAAUAAUGUUAUAAUUGUACGUUUUAUUCUUUUGCCAUAUUUAAAACCGUUAGAGCGUCAAUGAGGUAAUAAGUAUAGGUAUAGGUAGGAAAACGCGUGCGCAUAAUUUUAGUGUAUUGAAGUUUGUAAAUAUCUAUUUACAAAGCAUAAUAUAAGUAGAUAUAUACAUUUUUUUUUCUACAAGAAUUAAGUACAAACUUUAUUUGUUCAAUGGUCAAGAUAAUUUAAAUCAAUUGCUAUAUUAAAAACUAUUUUGUUUUUUAAAUACACCAUUUGUUAAUUAUAUAUUUUCCUUAUUGUACAUUAUACAUAUUAUACGUUAUUAUACAUUAGUUUCAUAUAAUUAUUGGUUUUAAUUGUUGAUGAGUUUUUGUUGAACAAAUGCAAAUGUCAUUGAUGAAUAACAGUAUACAUAAAUUAUUUGCGAAUAAUGAGUAAUAAUGACAAAUUUUUUUUUUUAAACUCAUUUCAGCACUUCAAUAAUUAUUACUUUUUAAAGGUUAUAUUAUGAUUUCGAUUUGUAACAAUUUUACAGAAGUUGGACUUAUAUAGUUGACCGCCUUUUUUAUUUAUAAUUUAAAUCGUAUAUUGACAGUUUAAUGUUUAAAAAUUUAGAUUAUUUGUUAUUUAACCAUUAAUAGUUUAAACCGUUUUUAACGUAAUGGUCUUGCUAUUAUUAUAUUUGUAUAUUUAUGUAUUGAACAAAUGAAACAUUUUAAGUUAACUAAAUAUAAACAGCGUCGAUACUGCUCAUGGGUAGGUUACUGUUGUACGUGGUAUUUUAGAUUUAUAUUGCAUCAAUGCAAUUAAAAAACGAUUUUGAGCGGAGUAGCAUGUCAUUUUUUUUGACCCGUAACUAAAGUAACCCAGAAAUCAAAAAAAAUAAAACCAAUUUAUCGAUAUUUGUUGUUGGUUUAUUACAUUUUAUAGGAAAAUUGUUGUCAAAUGAAAUACUAAGGAGUGAAAAAUCUGUAUCUUUUAAGGUACGAAACAAUUAAUUUAGAGCCUUCUCAUUAGUCGAAAAAGUAUUCUGAGAAAAACAUAAAAAAAGGAUAUAAUAAUAAUUUCGAGAAAUAUUUAAAAUAAAUUAUCUUCGGACAAAAAUUCAAUACUUUUUGGGGUAUUAUGUGUAAUAUUGUAACAUUUGUCUAAACAAAUAAUGUUAUUUAAAAAUAAGUAAUUUUUUGAAAAAGUAAUAAAAAUCUCGAAAAAUAUUUCAAAUAAAAUACUAAAAAUCAAAAAUCCAUAUCUUUUAAGGCACUAUGUAAAAAAAAUCUGAUCAUUUUUACUGGUUAAAAAUAGUUUUUCGAAUACAUAUUAUUGUACAAAUUAAUAGAUUUUCAUUCAAGAUCUAAUAUAAUUCUAGUAACUUGUAAAAUAUUAUUAAAACUUUUUAUAGGUAUAUCUACAUUGUUACAUUAAAAAAAUCAAUAUAAACGUAAAAGACCAGUAAACUCCUAUAAAGUUGUAUCAAAUUACGGUUAAAAAAUAGACGUUAUGUUUAGAUGAAACAUUAUGCUACCUCAAAAAAUGUACUUCUAAUAUAAUAUUAUUUUUAAAUAUUGGUACCUGUUCUGAAUCUAAAAUACUUGUACUUGGUCCGAAAAAAAAAAUGUAUGUCAAGUGUCCCAUAUAUAUUAUGUAUACUUAUAUAUUUUAUAAUAUUAUGCAGUUUACCUAAAAAAAGUACUUUAUAAAUAAACAAAAAUCGAACAUAGCAAAUAAAUUAGGUAAUCGCCCUAUUUUAUAAUAGAUAUACUAUAUAGUAACUAUUUACAAAUUUCUGUAACCUUGAGGUACAUUUAGAUAUUUGAAGUAUGUAUAAAUUAUUGUUAUAUAAGGAAAAUAUAACUAUACGGUAUUUUUCUACGUCGUUACACUAUAUUCUAUAGGUAGUUUCAAUGUCAUUUCUAGAAAGCGGAUGCUACUUUCUUUAAUUGAACACGGUAAUAGAUACAUACCUACAGGUAUAAUGAAGUAAAUAAUAGUCUUACGCUGUGCGUCACGAAUAACUCUGCCUAUUUAAUAACUGUUUGAAACGAGUCAUUAUUGCAGCCGCAGUGAAUUUAGAUUCUGAGUGGAGCGAAGAUGGUUUUAUGGUUUUACAAAGAUGUUUAUUUUUUUUUUUGUGAACAACUUUUCUACUAGCAAUUUUGCUCCAACUUUUAAUAAUACUAUAUUUUCUGAAAGGAAAUUUCACUAGGAAGGUACUUUAAAGAGGUCGUUUUUCAAAAACAUAAAAAAACCGGGAAAAUUAGUACAACACUAAACAAAUAUUAUUAAAGAAAAUUUAUAGAGCCCAUUUUAUUAUUUUACUAUAAUAUGGCAUAUAUAUUGUUGACAAAGCAUCACUAUUACAUGAAUUCCACUCUGAAUCCUUUUUCCUAAGCAAUGGUUUAUCAUUGCUUAUAGGUAUUCAUUAAAUUACUUAUAACAGUGUCUGCACCCGUUCCCAUUAUCCUAGGACGUCUUUUUUAAAAAUAAUAUCUUACCACGUUUAACGUAAAGUGAUCGUAACGGUGUUAUUGCAACGCUUUAAAAAGUAUAAUUCUCACAUGUUCGAUUAUUGCACAAAAAGUAAACUAACCAUUUGAAAGGAGGCUAAACCAAAGUUUAAAGGGGGAAAAACUUCAAAGGAGUCUAUAUUUACUGAAAACCGAGGCGUGUUACCGAAAACUAACUAAACCUAACCAAACUUUCAGGAAACCCAACACGGAGAAAGACUUUCAAAAUAUUUUUCACUCACACACAUUGUUCGUAAAAAUAUUAUACUAAUAAGAUUUAAAAAUAAACUUUACCCUCGCCUUUAAAUAUUUUCUUACGCAUACUUAUGGUAUAUACGCCUGCUCAGUAUAAUUACGUACAAUCUAAUGUAUAAUAUUAAAGAAUUUAUACUUAAUAAAACUAUAAUUCCGGUUUUUAAAAUUGCAUUAAAAAUGUCUCAGUAACAGUAACUAAUGUGCCCCCCUACCGUGCUUCAAAAACUUAAAUUAAGAGAGACUUAUAAUUUGCCGCAAUUUGUUUACCUAUAUUUAUUAGGUAGUUGUGGUCGGUUCCAUAGUUUUUUAAAUUAAUAAUCGGAAUUCAUAAAUCUAUAAUAGUAUAAUAAUUAUUAUUAUUUGACAUAUUUUUUGAUCAAUCUGAAUUUUGAAUAAUACCUACAAUAUGUUUUAAAAUUGAAUUCGGUGUCACUAACUACACCGUUAAUUACGAUAUUGGUCUCUAUAACUAACUGGCAACAUAGAAACAUUCGACGUUAUUUAGAAGUUAAAACAUAAACUGUAUACGUUUAGGUUGAAAUUAUAAUUGAAUCACGAAUAGUAAAAUUUAAAUAGGAGAAUAUCUUUGAGAGCGGUAUAGGUACGUCACUUUUCUAAAAAUACGACGUAUCUGCUAUUUAAAAAAAAAAGAGGUGAUACUGCUGAUGAAUGCACCACUGUUGUCUGUUAUAGGUGGGGUUUGAGAGAUAGGAUACAUAAAGCAAUUUAAUUUAUUUGAGAAUAUUGUAAACAACGAUAAAUCAUUGCUAAGGAAAAUCUAUUCUAAGUGAAGUUCUUUUAUACAUAAUUUAUAAGGCCGUAAUAUUUACGAUUCUUAACAAAAUUUUAAAACCAUUACAAAAGAAAAUUAUUACAUUUCAUUCUACUUUUCUUUUUUAACCACUAUAAACAAUUUAUAAUGAACCUCUUGUUAAAUUUCUACGCAUUUAUAGUUGGUCAAACAAUUAUAUCUACAAUCCACAUAGUGGUAUUUUGUAGGUAGUACCUAUAUACCAAAUAAAAGGUACGUAAGAAACACGCAAACAUAAAAUGCUUAUAAAUAGUUCAUCAAAAUGUCCAAGUCUACGAAUAUUUUUAAACUGAAUUACAAAUUUAAACUAUGAAUAAUUAAACUAUUUCCGCAAACUUUUCCAUUCUUUCUACGUUGUUUUUACUCUAAUUAUUAAAAAAAUACAGAGAAAAUCGAAAAAACAAAUUAUAUAAUGUCCAACGAGAUUAAAAAUGGAACAAAAAAGGUCUCUUGUCUUUUUUCUAUUUGGGCAAUAUUUCUAGUAGAUAAAAUAAAACGUAAACAUUUUAAAUAAUGAAAUCAUAACUUCGUAAAUUCGUCAGUAUUCAUUUUAUGUCUUUUUUCGGUUUUUCUUAAUUACUUUGAAAACCCUUUGGAAAAUCAAUAAUUAACCUUUAAAAUGCACUAACUAGAUAAAAUUUCCUUUCAGAAAAGUUUUCUGUUCGAAAAGUUGCUCACAUUCACAAAAAAAAAAAUAAUAAUAAUAAUAAAACACACACGUCAUAAUAAAACCAAUAAAUCCCUCACUCUACUUCAAAUCUAAAAAAACUAAUGUAGUCUUACAAUGUUUUGUUUUACAAUAAUUUUUUUAAAAAAAUCGACUUGUUGCACUUGAAAUAUUUUCUUAUUUCCUAUUCACGUGUUUAAGCUCUAAUUUCAACUCAAACACUAUAAUUUAUGUUCUGGUAACGUAAUUCUGUUAUGAUGUUCGUUAGUUACACUGGAACAGUAAAACAUGCGGGGUGUAUAGCUUCCUCUUUUGUAACAGGCAGUAAAAGAAUCUACGAGAGAUACUUUUUAAAACGGACGUUACACGUUAUAUUGCUACGACUAUUAGUUAUACACAAAAUAAUAUCAUAAAAUAUUUAGUUGUCCUUUUAAAUCUCGUGUAUAUAGGAUCGCCAGCGCGAUUAAAACUAUUAUGGUAUAAUUACACUCUGCAGCCACUGUUAUAUUUGUAGGUACCCAAAACCGUCCGUGCUGUAAGGAAAGAAACGGUAAAAAUGAUCAAAAAAUAUGUUUAUCUCACACCCUACGAGGGGGGGACUCAUAUUGAAAAGCGAAAAUAUAACAACGUAAAUUCGGACGACUAUUCGUUUCACCAAUGUAAUGUUUUGUGACACAUAAUAAGCGAAGAAAAAAAAUAUUAUUAUUAUUGGUAAAUAACAGUACAUAACAGCAGCAGCAGCCAAACAUAUUAUUAUUUCAUUCGAAACCCAAAGUAGAACGACAAUCGUACCUUGCAUUUUUAUUUUUUUUUCUCGGAGGCAAAAUAAAAUCACGUUUAUAAUACGCAACGACCGCGCGGCGCAGACAAUGCAAGAAACUAAACAUUGGCGCAUACAUUAAAAAACUUGUUUUUCCACUAUACCUUUAUAGGUACGGGUUUUUUUUUGUUUGUGGGCACAAUAUAAGACAAGAUAACUGUUAAUCAAAAUACACACAUACACACACUCACGCGUGAGCACACACAUACACUCUCUCAAUCUACUGACCCACUAACUAGCCAGACACAACUAUAAUAUAGUACGGUGUGUGCAUUGUCUAUUUCUAUAUUGUGUCAGGAUACACGUAUAAUAUAGUUACCUACUCCUGUUAUACUCCAGUAUAUCAGUCUUUUAUGUAUUUUACGAGCAUUUUUCAAAAAAAACACAAUGUCUCGUAUCUAUUAUCUUGAUACUUAGUACUUUAAAGCCGCUAGCCUAUUUAUUUUGAAAUCACGGCAUUCCUUUUUUUUUUUUUUUUAUGUUCGGUUAAAAACAAAAUGUUAAAAACACAUAAUAUUAUAACAACAGUGACUCCACCAGGGAAGAGUUGAGGAUUUAAUACCCCCCUCCUUCGAGAUGUGAGAUUUUUUACGAAUUCUAGUCGAAUGCAUUUAGUUGCAUAAUUUGUUUUACAAUUACAGACGGUUCUUUGUAAUUUUGUUUACGCGUACAUCGUGCACGUUACAUUCUUAACCCCUCCUCCAUACGAAAUAAAUAAAUCCUGCAGGUUGCGGCACUGUAUUACAAUAAUAAUUUACCAAUUCUAACGAACCAAAAACGAUAAUAUUUGGAUAGGUAGUUAGUAAAUUAUAUAACUAUUUUAAUUAUUAUCCGAUAAAUAGUGUUGGUUUUAAUAUCUUUCUACCUAUGCUCCAUAUUAUGUAUACGGAGGAUAAUUGCAGGUACUUGACCACUUAACUUAUGGGAAACUUUAUGUAAUAAUGGUCAAAUAAAUAUUGACUAUCUAAUGGAUUUUACGGAAAUAUGCUUGGUUGACCUUUAAAUUAAUUUUAGGGAACACUUAAAUGAUUUAGCAUACGGAUAAUUCGAUAUUUUAUAACGGACUACACGCUAUAAAAUACCUUCUUCUACCAUAUUUCGAUAUAAAAUCGUACCACAUGAUUACCUAAUAAUUCAUUUAAUACACACCCCACUUUACAAUAUAUAUAUUUAAUAUUAUACCUAUUUAGUAUAUACCGGUCAAAGCUUAUUCUGAGGAUUUUUAUCAACUACGAAUUUUGUUUAUAUAUCAGAAUAGAACUAUAAUUUCGAAAUAUGAUUUCAAAUUAUGGUUAAAAGUUAUAAAAUUUUUAACUUUAAGGUGGAAUAAUUUAAAAUUUAAGAAACAAAAUAACAAACAUUUGUGUUUAAAAUAUUUUAUUUUAAUUAAUGUUCUUUUUACUUUUUUCAUAAUAUGUAUACACACAACAUAUAAUAAAAUGUUAGAAUGUUUUUCUUAAAUUUUUUGUUUAGUUUGCUCUUCAAAUUUUUUUUUUUGCUGCGUCUAUAAAUAUCCCAUUAAACUAUUGGCUUUAAAUGUGUCUUUAAUGCGGUGCUCAUUUUGGUUUAACUAUAUCUGUAUUUUUAAUCUUAGGUCCCAAUUUCGAAGAGCAGACAUGUUAAAAUUAAUAAACAUUUUCCGUUUCUAUAUGAAAACUUUAAGAAUUUAUUGAUUUAAGAAUAUUUUAUCUCGUAAAAAAAUUAAUUUCACAGUUGAUUAGGGUGUCCCAGAAGAUAUACAUUUUGUAACGAUAAGGAUAAAGAUUACAAAUAUUUAUAUUUGCAAUUAAUUUUUUAUAUUUAGACAAAAAAUCUUAAAAAAUUGAUACAUUAUAAUUUUCAGAAGUAUAAACUCUAUUAAAUGACUGUCUUUAAAUUUUUCAAAAAUAAUAAAAUAAAAAGUUAUUUUUUAAGGUUUAUUUUAUCUAAAAAUAAAAAGCUAAUUGCAAUAUAAAUCUAUGUAGUCCUUAUCCCUGUGAGUAAUAUAAAAAAAACGGAAUUUAAUUAUCUCUAUUGUCUCCGGAGAUAUUAUAAUAGGUAUAUUUUCGUGGGACAUCUUGUUACAGGAUCCAUAACAUAUAUACAGGAUUCCUGUAUACUUAAGUUUUUAAUUUGAAUAUGUAUUAAAUAUAUCAAUUUAUAUAUCAUAAUGUUUUACAGUAGGUACAUAAUGAAUUUAUGAUUAUCACUUUUUUCAGUUUUUUAUAGUUAUUAUAUUAGUUUAAUAAAAUGUAUAGUAUCCUUAGCAUUUAUAAUUUACUUUAAUUGUACCUACACAAGCAAAAUAAAUUACCAUGUUUUCUUUUGAAUUAUAACUUUUUAUUAUAUAUGUAUACUAUUUGCACUUAAGUCACAUACUUACUAUUUAAUCAGUUUUGUUAUUUAAACAUUUAUUAUGAUUUUAUGAGAUAAAAUAUUCAUGAUCACCUUCUCACGUAUAUACUGUAAUAAUAAUAAACCAGCAUUAAAUUCCAAGACAGAACCGGUCCUAUAGUAUAUUAUUAAUAUUAAUUUAUCGUUUGUCAAUUUAUAACUAAUCAUUAAUUACUUUUUUUAUGAAAAUGAACAUUCAUACGUUAAUCGUUAAAUAUUAUGUGGUUUUUAUCAUAAUUUCUUAUAAUACAGUCAAAAUAAUAUUAUUAUUGUAUUAUUUUGCAGACUUUGGACGUAAUAUCAGACAAUUACCAUGCGUCAGCCGAAGGACUGGAGAUACAGGAAUUUGCAUGUUUGCUUAUUCGUGUGCUAAAGUAAACGGAACGCAUUUGGGUACUUGCAUUGAUAGAUUCUAUUUUGGUAGCUGUUGUAAAACUCCUGGCGGCGAUUCCGAUUUUGAAGUUAACGAACCUGAUAAUUAUUUGAAUAAUCUAGACAACGAUGUGGUCGGUCCACCAAUAACAACGAAUAUUAAAUUAAGUUCACAACCAACAAGCACCGACAAGUACAUUACUCAAACUAAUUCGCCAACUACUCUCACGAGUUUUCCAUCUUCAACAUUACUGACUUACAAGCCCACGACUAAAUUUUCCGUACCUUCUACUACUCCGUCGACUACGUCUACGUCUAGAACUCAAUAUACCGAGAUAUCGAAUUCUAAUAACACGAGACCGACAUUCACGACCAGUUCGCCCAAUUCAAUAUCGUCAACGUACUCAACGACCAUAGCGCACUCAACUAAACCUAUGGCUUCGACUACUUUUUCAACGGUAAAACCUUUGCUUAAACCGAGUUCUUUCAAACCGCCGAUUAAAGAUCCAGUCGUCACUACGGUUCAAAAACCUAAACCUCAAACGGUAAAACCAACUGUUCAAUUUACUUUGCCGAGUUCGACCGUAUCCAAUAGUCCGUAUUCGUCUAGCCAAGAAGCUACAAAACCACCUACAGUCACGAGUUCGUUUACUACAAUGACGUCAUUACGUCCCUUGAACACCACGGUUUCUGCCACGUUUGUCACCACAAAACCAGUAGUUAAACCAUCAAGUACUACGUAUAAAAUGACGACAACGCCUACGUCAACAACAGCAUCUCCACAGAAAAUUAAGCCACAAACACCUAAGCCAACGGUUAAACCAAAACCUACGUCUGUUAAAACGGAUCCUACAGUCACUUUUGAAUCCGUAACAAGCCCUUAUAUAACCCGUUUGCCGAUUGAAAAUGCCACUGAAACAAUUGUUAUUUCAACUACACCAACCACCAUAAAAAUCAAUCAAAACCAGACAUCGAGUUACAGCAGUUCUACGAUAACAUCUACCUCACCAACGCUGGUAACUUGGACUACACUCGACAAAAUUCCCGUAAUACCGUCCGAAAAUACGAAUUCUCCACCAAGUAGUAAGUUUUUAUUAAAAACAUUAUGAUAUUUAAAUAAUACGUAUAAUUGAAAAUGUGAUACUGUACUUAACGUUAUUAUAUUAUAUUAUACUUUAGUAACGUAUAAACCAUCUAGUGCUGACAGUUCGACACUUCCUUCUUGGGUUAAACUUCCAGUUGAGACACACGAACCCAACACAUCUGGAGUGCCAUUCAAUGAGAGUAGUACAAGUGAAUAUAUCUCGACAUUGAUGACGUCUAAACCAACUACUGUCCCAAGUCCGUCCGAUAACGACAUUAUCAUGACUUCAAAUAGUGUUUAUACAAAUAAUGGUAGUACAGUAAGUCCGUCGAGUCCAUCACCAAGUACGUCAGCGAUGUUUGUACAAACAACAACAGAUUCGAAUGAGGCUGGAAACACUCCUCUUAAUAUGUCCAACUAUAAAGACGGUAAGUGUUCAAAUUUAAGUGUAAUCGUACGAUAAGAUUUUAAAUUAACUAAUUAAUAUACUUUAUUUGUACACUAAAGUUUGCGGCAGACGACUUUUUCCAACAGCUAGAAUUGUUGGAGGUGAAAAAGUUUCUUUUGGCAAAUGGCCAUGGCAGGUAAGUCAAUGUGAAAUAAUAAAAUCAAAUUAUAAUACCAAAAUUAAUACGAUAUUUUCACUAAAAGAUUUCGCUGAGACAGUGGAGAACAUCUACUUACUUACACAAGUGCGGAGCGGCAUUAUUCAAUGAAAACUGGGCUGUAACUGCUGCACAUUGUGUUGAAAAGUGAAUACCCGCAUAACUUAAUCAAAUUGCGUAUACCACGUACAUAUUAAUAAAAUCAAUUUUUAAUAAUUUUCCAGCGUUCCUCCAAGUGACUUACUCCUUAGGCUUGGAGAACACGAUUUGUCAGUAGAAGAAGAACCAUACGGCUACGAAGAACGAAGAAUUCAGAUCGUCGCUUCACAUCCACAGUUUGAUCCCAGAACUUUUGAAUACGACUUGGCACUAUUACGAUUUUACGAACCAGUCAAGUUCCAACCUAAUAUUAUACCCGUUUGCGUUCCAGAAGACGAUUCAAAUUUCGUAGGAUCGUCUGCCUACGUCACCGGAUGGGGUCGAUUGUACGAAGGUAAACAUUUUGAGAACGAAAUACAAAGUCGAUAAAUGGUGAUUGUAUAAACUUUAUUCUUUUAAAUUGAACUAAUUUUUUUUUUCUGUUUAGAUGGACCUUUACCUAGUGUUUUACAAGAAGUGACAGUUCCCGUGAUUAACAACUCGGUUUGCGAAACUAUGUAUCGAGCAGCCGGAUAUAUUGAACAUAUACCGGACAUUUUUAUUUGUGCUGGUUGGAAAAAAGGAGGUUUCGAUUCGUGCGAAGUAAGUGUCAAUUAAAACAUAUACGAACGAUUUGACUUCGGUAGUAAACAAAUUGUUUGUUUAGGGUGAUUCGGGCGGUCCAAUGGUAAUUCAAAGACCGGACAAAAGGUGGCUGCUGGCCGGAAUCAUAUCGUGGGGUAUCGGAUGUGCUGAACCAAAUCAACCCGGCGUGUAUACUAGAAUUUCAAAAUUCAAAGAAUGGAUCAAUCAAAUACUGCAAUUUUAACGGACAGAAAACUACACCAUUCUGCAAUUCGAUCCAAAUCCAUCAAGUCGGUCGGUCAUAUAAUAUACACGAUCACAGUUUUUCGACAAUUUCGUUUGUUCCUAAUGCUUUUAUUCAAUUGUACUUAUACUGUUUUUUUUUUCGCACGACUUGCAACAAAAGAACAUCGUGCGAGAUGGUCAGUUCGAGUAUUAUCGAUACUGCAGCAGUUUGAAUAGUUUCUCGUUCGAUCGUACAUUUAUUGCUAAUAGGAGACGUCUAAUUUACGGUGAACGCACGCCUUUAUAUAGAUCACUGUAUAGACUAUAUUACGUUAACGGACGCAAUUUAAAAGAACAUCUAUUAGGUAGUAUAUAUAUAUUGAUUGACAUAUCGCAUAUUGUAUACUUGUUUCCACUAGACACUGCGUGUAUUAUUAUUAUCAUCAUUAUCAUUAUUAUUAUUAUUAUUAUUAUUAUUAUUAUUAUUAUUAUUAUUAUUAUUAUUAUUAUUAUUAUUCUUACACGACGUGGAAGUACGUUCAUCUUUAAUCUAUUGAUUGUCCAUCAGUGUAAUAGUUGUACUUUGCAGAGACCUUCACGAAUUGAUUAUUAAUCUAUACGAAGGACACAAUAUUGUUAUGACACACAAUGUAUAAUAUUAUGUUAUUUUUAUUUAAAACACGUCAACAUAACAUUCAAAUUGUAUACAGUUUAAUAGUUUUGAGGGUGUUUUUGAAAAAGAAAAAGAAAAAGAAAAAACUUUAAACGUAUUGAAAUUAUUAAACCAUUUAAAUUUGUUUGAAAUAAUACGAUUAUGCGAGUAUAAUGACAAUAAUUACUUUAGUAAACUGUAAUCCUGUCUUAUAAUAAAUAAAAUAAGUCCAAAAUGCAAAUGGUAUGUUCAAUUUUAACUACAGUAACAAAUUUAAUUAUUCCUGUAAUAGUAAUUAAGUUUAAAUGUUUUUACAUACACAAUCUGUGACACACCUAGGAAUUUUCAAUGGGAGGGUAUGUAUAGUAAAUAAUAAUCACGUUUUACGAAAAAUUUUAUAAUCUUCUUCGGUUAAAUACUUAACCCGGCAGUGAAAAUUUAAAAGCAGGAUCCAAAAAAAGUAAUUUUUAUUUUUAUUUAUUUUUAAUGGCAGAUUUUUUUAAAAAAAAUUCAAAAUUUAUAAUUUAAAGAUAAUAUUACUAAAUAAACAUUUAUAUCUGUUUGUUUUUACACCAAUGAUAUAAUAACAUAACCCCCCUCCGCGCACACUACUGCGUAAUACAGUCAUUUUAUUAGGUAGGUACAUAAAAAUAAUUGUUAAUUUUAUCAUUGAUGCAUUUUUUAUUUUAGUAUUUGUGUUUAAAUCCGAUUUUUAACAGUCAAUUUUAAAUGUUAAGCAAUUAUGGUAAAUGUUCCGCAAACAAUUAUUAUUGUUCAAUUAACCGUUUUAUUGUUGUAUUAAAUUUGAAUAUAAAUCACAAAUAACUCCGAUCAAAUUAAAACACAUAUUUAAGUAAAUAUGUACCUACCUAUGUUUCAAAUAUUUAUCGAACAAUUUUGUCAAUUUAUUUAUUUUGUCAUAUUUAUUGAUUUAUUAUAAUAUACCUAAGUAGUACCUGUAUUUUUUGUUAAACGCUAUACCACAAGUACAAUUUACCAUUAACAAUUAUUUACCGGUUUAUGACGUUUACUAUCAAAACGUAAUAUUAUAAAUUUGUUUUAAAUUUCUCAUUGACAACACGCCCAUUUAUAGGAAUAAGUAUCUUUUUACGAAGUUUGAGCUUAAAGGGAUGUUUUUAAACAAUUAUUUAUACAAAGUGAACGGGAAAUACAUAAUUAUUAUUAUUUUAUUUAAUAGUAUCGUUGUAAUUUAUUGUUAAUAUUUAAUUAAAUUUAUUUAUUAUUUAAUAAAUUAAUUUCUUUAUUGUGAUAUAACUUAUAAUUUAUUGUAAAAGUAAUAGCAAAUUUGUAUUGUAUUAUUUUUACGACUAUAAAAUCGUACAUUUCUAAGAAAUUAUAUAUGCAGCACGUUUGUUUAGCAUGUGCUCAUUAAAUAUAAGUAUUAUAUGUUUAUAAUUAAAUAAUAUUAUAUUAGUAUAAAAGUUAACGUGUUUCAGAGGACUCAAUUAUUAUUGUUUCUAAAAAAAAAAUUUUGUCACAAUAUUGGUAUUAAUUUUUUAAUCGCGGUUGAAAAGAUAAUGAAAUUUUUACAUGUUUAUAUGUUCCUGAAAUAAAAGAAUUAUAAUAUAAUAUUUUGUAAGAAUAUUAUAUUUAAAUUAACACGCAACAUAAUCGUAUGAAUUCAUAUUCUCAAUAUUAUUUUAAGGCGUUUUCAAUAGUAAAUAAAUACAUUAUUAAUUGUAUAGCGUAUUGAUUUAAUGUAAUACUGACUAUACGCUGGUUAUGGUUUAAUAUGAAUACUUUCGAUGUAUUAAUAAUAAGGCUGGGUGUAAUUUUGUCGAUAUAAUUAUUUUAUUGUAAGAGGAUUACAAUAUAGAUGAUAUUAUUAUUGAAGAUUCUCUGAAACACUGUACACACAGCAAUAAUUAAAUUAUCUAUUUAAAUUAUAUGUUGUGAACAAAAAUGUAUUGUGAAUUGUAUAAUGUAAUGUGUAUAGGUAUAGGUUUUACGUUUUAUAAGUAACCAAUCAUGUGUGUACAAUAUACAUAUUAUAUGUAUACAUACUUAAAAAUAUUUAUUAAUUAUAAAAAUGAUUAUCGUAAUAUAUAUAUAUAUAUAUAUAUAUAUAUAUUAUUAUGAUGGAAUCAAUUUUCAAAACAAG
Molecule: messenger RNA, 36919 nt
Organism: Cinara cedri
Lineage: Eukaryota; Metazoa; Arthropoda; Insecta; Hemiptera; Aphididae
Source: the annotation of a GenBank genome assembly